Molecule: messenger RNA, 447 nt
Organism: Rotaria sp. Silwood1
Lineage: Eukaryota; Metazoa; Rotifera; Eurotatoria; Philodinida; Philodinidae
Source: the annotation of a GenBank genome assembly
AUGUCACGUUCUCUUCAAAAAUAUCUUCGAUUAACACGACAACAACCUUAUUUUACACGAGAAUCAAUUAUAACUCAUUUAGCAACAUGUUUAUCACAUGAUCUUUCUCCACGAACAUUUCUUGAACGUUAUAUUCAAACAGAAGCUCAACCAUUAGCUACAUUAUUAUUUCCUAUCUUAGCAUCAAUAACAAAUAAUCAAGAACAAUCAUGGACACUUGUAUGUGAUACUCAAAGAUUAACAAAUGAUGAAGAAAAAUGUCGAAGAAUAUCUAUAAAUCAACCAAUUUAUUCAAAUUUAAUAUUUGUACUUAAACAACAACAUGCUGAACAUAUUGCUUUAAUAUGUACAUUUCAUCCAAUGCCAAGAGUUAAUUUAAUUGAAAAAUUUUUUGAUUCAAAACAAAAUAAAUUUGUUUUGAAAUUAAAUUCAGAAACAUCUGUUUAA